Molecule: messenger RNA, 858 nt
Organism: Gymnogyps californianus (California condor)
Lineage: Eukaryota; Metazoa; Chordata; Aves; Accipitriformes; Cathartidae
Gene: RPAIN
Product: RPA interacting protein
Exons: 7
Coding region: 1-675 (224 amino acids)
Biological process (GO): protein import into nucleus
Cellular component (GO): PML body; nucleus
Source: RefSeq, a predicted model, not a curated record
AUGGAGGCGCCGGUCCGGCGACACCGCGCUCGCUACAAGGGCCCGGCCGCGCCGCCCUGGAAGGAGACCUACCGCCGGCGCUGUAUGGAGAGGCUGAGGAGCAGCCGGGCGAAGCUGCUGGACCGGUACCGCCAGGCCGGGGAGAGAGUGUGCGGCCCGGCCACGGGCGCGCUGCUGGUGCAGGAGGUGAUGGAGCAGGAGUGGCAGACGCUGCAGGCCGUGCGGGAGAGCCUGCCGGCCCUCAGGGGGACGGAGGCCCUGGCCCAGAUGCUCGAGGACCCCGAUGAGCUAGCAGUACUGGAAGAGAUCCAACAAGAAUUGAUCUUGCAAGAACAGUUGGCUAUAGAAGAGUACGAGCGAAGUUUGCAGUUUGAUGAAGAAUGUCUCAAUGCGAUGCUUGAUGGCUUGGAUGCCAGCGACAAGGUCAUCUGCCCGGUGUGUAGAAAGAAUAACCUGACUGUGAGGAAUCACUUGGUUUUUUGCCAGUGUGGAUUAUACAUCAGCACGCAGGGUAUGACUGAAGAGAAGCUUCGGUCACUUCUAGAAAACACUGUAACAGAGCACAGUCACAGGUGCUUUCACAACCCAGAGUUCACAGUUACCAGUGGAAUGGAGGAGGAAGCCAGUCUCCUCAUGAGCUGUCCGGUCUGUGACUCCUGGACGAUUCUCCUGUAAGUUGAUUCGGCUGCUGCUUUUUUAUGGGAAGGACUUCAAGACUGAAAAUCCACCCAGAGCUGCUAGUAUUUUUAUGUAUGUACUUGUAACUGCUGCGUCAAAGAUACCUGAAAAGGCAGUAGUACUGCCUUGACCUGCACUUUUAAUGGCACAGUAUGUGUUUUGAAAUAAAUAUACUUAGUU